AUGGGCAGACUGCAACCUUCACGAGACAGGAGCCUCAGACCUCAUCUCGGGGCCCCUCCCUCUGUGGACGGGAGAGUCUCGGGGGGCGGUGGCCUGGCCGCUCCGUCUGGGCGCAGGGAUGCUGAGGCGCUGCUGGUGCCCUUGGGGGUGGGGUCGUGGGCAGGACUGAACCACACGCGCUCUGGGACAGCCCCUGGGGGAGGUGGGACGGCACCGGAGCCCUGUCGCCGGGUCCCCGUCUGCCCCGAGCCGGGGUUCAGCGUCGUCCAUGAGGAGGACUUGGGCCGAAACUGCUGCCCAGCCCCCGACACCACCGGCUGGGCCCACUGCGAGGACAGGACACGUGAGCGCGAGUCCACCGAGCAGCCCCGGGACAACCACGCUUCCCGGUGCCCUGGAGCUCAGCGCCCUCGGUGUGGGCUGCCCACUGGAGUCCACCGGGUCUGGCGGGAGGAAUCCUCUGAAGGACGGACCGCGGGUUCUCUCCUCAUCCUGAAACUUUUAACGAAGAAUCACGAGCUCCGUUUCUUUGGUAACUGA
Rangifer tarandus platyrhynchus (Svalbard reindeer) is the source of this 540-nucleotide messenger RNA. Lineage: Eukaryota; Metazoa; Chordata; Mammalia; Artiodactyla; Cervidae. The record is from the annotation of a GenBank genome assembly.